AUGAAUGUCCUAAUGUGGAAUACUCGAGGGGCUGCCAAGAAAGAUUUUGGUAGUACUCUUAAGUCCAUGGUCAGGAAAAAAUCUGUUGAUAUUGUUGUUCUUCUUGAAACCAGAACUCAAAGCGAGAGUCUCUCUUCCUACAGGAAUUCAUUUCAUUUCACUGCUAUUUAUGCUAGUCCUUCUCAAAAUGUUAGAAAUAAUCUUUGGGAGGAUCUUAGAAAACUUAGUGAAACUAUGAAUAGACUGUGGCUGUUGGGUGGUGAUUUUAAUGAAAUAGCUUACACACAUGAGAAGAUAGGGGGUGUUCCAGCUAACCUAACCAAGUGUGCUAAUUUUUCUUCUGUGCUUGAAGACUAUCAAGUGACAGAUUUGGGCUGUGAUGGUCCUCUAUUCACCUGGAAAGGUCCUAAAUGGACCAAUUUGAGGAGAAUUUUUAAACGGCUUGACAGAGUUGUAGCGAAUUUGGAGUGGAGAAUGAUGUUUGAUGAUGCUAGAGUGUCUUCCCUUCCUCGGAUAUUAUCUGAUCACAAUCCUCUAUUAAUAAAGUUAUUUGAAAAUUCAGAUAAGAAAGUUUUUGGGGAUAUUGAUAGAAGGAAAAAUAGUAUUACCCAAAAAAUUGCCAACAUCCAGAAUGAUUCUCAAGCUCUAUUGAAGUUGGAGAAUGAUUAUCAGAAUAUGCUCAUUAAUGUUCUUCGUGAAGAGGAGCUUUUUUGGUUUCAAAAGUCCAGGAAGAAAUGGAUUGCGUACGGAGAUAGAAAUACUCGUUUUUAUCAUCUCAGUACGGUUGUAAGAAGGAAUUCGAAUAAAAUCUUCAAGCUUAAAAAUGAUGGUGAGGCUUGGAUUUCAUAUCCUGAUGAUCUCAAAAACAUGGCUUGCAAUUUCUUCAAAACUCUUUUCACCGAAGACAUAUGUGACAGAAGGUGGAUUUCUUCAGGAAACCUUUGGCCUGAACUUAUAGAGCCGGAAAAGGAUUCUUUAAGCAAAGUCCCGGAUGAGAUGGAAAUUAAACAAAUAACUUUCAGCAUGGAGCAUUCAAGGCACAAGCAAGCUUAUUGUGAGUCGUCUGAAACCAAUUAUGAAGAAAGUAAUUCUCCUGCUCAAUCUAGUUUUGAGCCCCAGCGCCAUAUUCAAGAUAUUAUCAUCAUUGUGCAAGAACUGAUUCAUUCUAUCAGGAGAAUGCAGGGUAAGAAGUGUUUUAUGGUGAUUAAGGUGGAUCUUGAGAAAGCUUAUGAUCGUUUAAAUUGGAAGUUCAUUCAUAGAGUGCUUGAUUAA
Molecule: messenger RNA, 1272 nt
Organism: Gastrolobium bilobum
Lineage: Eukaryota; Viridiplantae; Streptophyta; Magnoliopsida; Fabales; Fabaceae
Exons: 4
Coding region: 1-1272 (423 amino acids)
Molecular function (GO): catalytic activity
Source: RefSeq, a predicted model, not a curated record